ACAAGAAUCUUAUUUGGUCCCUUAACAUGAAUUUUUAGCCAAACCGACAAAUCUGACUCACACCCGUUUCACCAAACAUGGUUGUUUAUCUUGCCAUUGAAAAAGAACAGCACCCCCAAGGAUAAGGAGUCAUCAGAAACUGAUCAAUCCUUCCAUUUUGGCUUAAAAUAAAACUACAGCCUUUUUCACACAUUAUUGGUGGGUCUGUUUGUUUCCAAGGAAAAAUGAAAAACUUCACUGCAUUUUCCCUCUUUUUCUGCUUUUGUUCCAGUGCCUGUUUCUAGCUUAUUUUCUUUUGGAGUUAAUACACCGAGGUGAAAGAGAGGCUGUUACAAUCAAUUUACCGAAUGGAACUGCAGUUUGGUUUGUUCUUAUUUUUGACUUUGAUUCCGGUGAUUUUUGCUCAUGAUAUUAGUCAUGGAUCGAUUGUGGUCGAUGGAACUAUGACUGUUGCUCAAACCGAUGAUAAUUUCGUCUGUGCUACGAUCGAUUGGUGGCCUCAUGAUAAGUGUGAUUACGACCAGUGUCCAUGGCACUAUACAUCGGUAACUAAUCUGAACUUGUCUCAUCCUUUCCUUGCCGAAGCUGUCCGAGCUUUCAACAAUUUGAGGAUAAGAGUUGGAGGCUCUUUGCAAGAUCAAGUGUUGUACGAUGUCGGGAAUUUGAAGUCUCCUUGCCAUCCAUUCCAGAAGAUGAAAGACGGGUUGUUCGGAUUUUCGAAGGGAUGUUUACACAUGGAGAGGUGGGAUGAACUCAACCGUUUCUUCAAAGAAACUGGUGUACUAGUGACGUUCGGCCUGAACGCUCUCCACGGGAGACAUAAAAUUAAGAGGAGCCUUUGGGGAGGGGAUUGGGACUCUAGCAAUGCGCAAGAUUUUUUGAAGUACACCAUUUCAAAGGGAUACCACAUAGAUUCAUGGGAAUUCGGUAACGAGUUGAGCGGACAUGGUAUUGGUGCACAUGUUCUCGCUGACCAGUAUGGAAAAGACUUGAUCAAACUAAAGAAAAUUAUAAAUGAGUUGUACGAAGGUUCACAAUCUAAACCUUCUCUCGUAGCUCCCGGAGGAUUCUUUGAAGAAGAGUGGUUCGUCAAGCUUCUUCUGACCUCAGGCUCACGUGUGCUCGAUUUCAUGAGCCACCAUAUGUACAAUUUGGGUGCAGGUGUUGAUCCGAAACUCGUUAGUAAGAUAUUGAAUCCCGACCACUUAAACAAGGCAGCAUAUACAUUCGGUAAUCUUACACAUGUCAUCCGGAGGCACGGUCCUUGGUCUUCUGCAUGGGUUGGAGAGUCUGGUGGGGCAUAUAACAGCGGCGGUGCUCACGUGUCCAAUACAUUCGUCAACAGCUUCUGGUAUUUAGAUCAACUCGGAAUGUCGUCAAAAUACCAUACUAAAGUAUAUUGUAGGCAAACACUGAUCGGUGGGAACUAUGGUCUUCUCAAUGCGACAACAUUUGUUCCGAACCCUGAUUAUUACAGUGUGCUUCUAUGGCACCGGUUGAUGGGAAAAGUGGUUCUGUCUGUUGAAAGUGAUGCUUCGCCGUUUCUACGAUCCUAUGCUCAUUGCUCCAAAGGAAGAGCUGGUGUAACUUUACUGGUGAUCAACUUGAGCAAUCAAACGAAUUUCAUAAUGAAGGUUCAAAACAGCAUCAGCCUGAAGUUGGCUGUGAGUGAACAGAACAUUAGUCGGGGCGGCUUCGCACAUACUCUCAAGAAAACAUUUUCCUGGGUAGGAACCAAAGCUUCCGAUGAAGCACUAUUCCGAGAGGAGUAUCAUUUAACUCCUAAAGACGGCUACCUUCAAAGCCAAACUAUGGUUCUCAACGGCAUCCCUUUGGAAUUUACCGAGGCUGGAAACAUGCCAUCGCUAAACCCUGUCCGUGUUAAUGUGAAUUCUCCGAUAUCCAUCUCGCCUUUGUCGAUCGCAUUCAUAGUAUUCCCCAACUUCGAAGCUCCACCUUGCGGAUGAUUUACCAUUUCUCUUACCGACUUUACCUUUUACGAAGUAUCUGUAACACUUAUGUCCUGCACAUAUUCUAACACGAGUAUGUGGUAUGAUCUCUAAAUACAAAAUUUUUUCUAUAUCGGACAUCGGGCAUAUAUGGACUCGGCCAUGAGUCCGGAUAAGUAAUAAUGAAGGGUUGAAUAUAUUUGAGCAAUUGUAAUUGUAACUAGAUUUUGCAAUAAUAUUACCUGGAUAAUAAGCACAAACUGUAUAAAUCAUUGUUAUAUACUAUAUAUUUUAUGGAAAUGUGUUAUAUUAUUGUUA
Molecule: messenger RNA, 2267 nt
Organism: Hibiscus syriacus
Lineage: Eukaryota; Viridiplantae; Streptophyta; Magnoliopsida; Malvales; Malvaceae
Product: heparanase-like protein 1
Exons: 10
Coding region: 348-1967 (539 amino acids)
Cellular component (GO): membrane; plant-type cell wall
Molecular function (GO): beta-glucuronidase activity
Source: RefSeq, a predicted model, not a curated record